Messenger RNA from Microcebus murinus (gray mouse lemur), 5963 nucleotides. It is a transcript of the gene TRMT61A, whose product is annotated as tRNA methyltransferase 61A. Gene Ontology annotation, cellular component: nucleus; tRNA (m1A) methyltransferase complex. Lineage: Eukaryota; Metazoa; Chordata; Mammalia; Primates; Cheirogaleidae. Gene Ontology annotation, biological process: tRNA methylation. The record is from RefSeq and is a predicted model, not a curated record. Gene Ontology annotation, molecular function: tRNA (adenine(58)-N1)-methyltransferase activity.
GGAGCCGGAAGUGCUGUGGCCGCUGCCGCGCGACGCAGCGCCACGUGUGGAGUCCUGCUGCGAGAGCGUCGCGGGUGAGACAACGCGGGGUCCACGACGGCUGUGCGCAGGCGGGAGUCGCCCCGGCGAGCCCUGCGCUGUCCCUCCAGCCUCACGUGGCCGCCCCAGCCCUCUGCCACCCUGGCCUGGCCCCCUUCCGCGUCCGCACUGGCUGAGCCGCUGUUGCAGUUUACGGCCAGGUCCCUGGCACUUGCCAGACUAAAAGCACUAUGAGUUUCGUGGCGUAUGAGGAGCUGAUCAAGGAAGGUGACACGGCCAUCUUGUCAUUGGGCCAUGGUGCAAUGGUGGCAGUGCGUGUGCAGUGUGGGGCACAGACCCAGACCCGGCAUGGCGUUCUGCGGCAUUCAGUUGACCUCAUUGGCCGCCCCUUUGGCUCCAAAGUGACCUGUGGCCGCGGUGGCUGGGUGUAUGUGCUACACCCUACACCUGAGCUGUGGACGCUGAACCUGCCUCACCGGACGCAGAUCCUGUACUCCACCGACAUCGCACUGCUCACCAUGAUGCUGGAGCUUCGGCCCGGCUCUGUGGUCUGCGAGUCUGGCACCGGCAGCGGCUCCGUGUCCCACGCCAUUAUCCGCACCAUUGCUCCCACGGGCCACCUGCACACGGUGGAGUUCCACCAGCAGCGGGCAGAGAAGGCUCGGGAGGAGUUCCAGGAGCACCGCGUGGGGCGCUGGGUAACGGUGCACACCCAGGACGUGUGCCGCAGCGGCUUCGGCGUGAGCCACGAGGCCGACGCCGUCUUCCUGGACAUCCCGUCGCCUUGGGAGGCUGUGGGCCAUGCCUGGAAUGCCCUCAAGGUCGAAGGUGGGCGCUUCUGCUCCUUCUCGCCAUGCAUCGAGCAGGUGCAGCGCACGUGCCAGGCGCUGGCGGCCUGUGGCUUCACGGAGCUGAGUACACUGGAGGUGCUGCCGCAGGUGUACAACGUACGCACCGUCAGCCUGCCCCUGCCAGACCUGGGAGCUGGCACAGCGCCCCCUGCCAGCCCUGACGCCAGCCCCUUUCGCAGCGGCACGCCCAUGAAGGAGGCUGUGGGCCACACUGGCUACCUGACCUUCGCCACCAAGACCCCUGGCUAGUGGCUGCUGCCUGGGAGCACCAGCGAGCUGGGAGCACUGUGGGGCCCAGGCAGGGAGGCCAGAGACCACCUUAUAUGGUCAGUGGCCGCCUGCUGGGGCCUGCGGCUUAGAAACAGAUGGUAGGGCGGGGCUGGGGCCUCCUGGGUGUCUGAGUGGUGGAGGAGCAUCAUCCUGUCCUCCCGCCUGCGCCUGCGUCCCUGCCAAGCUCAGCGGCCUGGUCCGCGCUGCUGUUUGUUGCCAACAUGAAGUCUGCACUGCCACAGGCUCCCCUGGGUGUUGAGGCCAGGGAGGCGGUCCGAGCUCCUCCCCAGGUGGCCCAAGCAGGAAGGGGGUGGAGGAGGGACAGAGAUCCUGCUACAUCUGACCCCAGGGCCCUGGCUGCCCCCAGUGUCUGGGCCAAGGCUCCAGUGCUGGUGGUCCCGGGGUGUGGCCGGAAGCUGGGGUGGAGCUGACCUUAGAGCCCUGCCCUUCCCCUCUGUUCUCCCCAGUGCUUCUGGGGACCAGGGGCUGUGACCCAGCUCUCUUGCCUCCAGGCUGACCCCAUAGCGUUGGCCACAGCCCAGGCCUAGUGUGUUCCCUCCUGUCCAACAAGCAGCGGGCAGCCCCUGCCUGGCCAAGCCCCUUGACGUGUCGUCAGUGAGAUCAUAUGUCACACAGAGGAACAGAGCAGGACAGUCAUUUGCUGAGCGACCCAGCAAGUCUGUGUUGGAGCUGGGGUUUGGACUAGCCUGUGAGUCCCAGACCUACACAGGCCCCCCUGCCUCUCACAGGAGCCCCGGCCCUGGACGACCCAGACAGACAGCAGUGCGGGUGGGAGAGGGGAUGUAUCUAGCCCAGCUCCCAGGGACUGUACCUUGGUCGCUACCAUGGAAGGCAGAGGGGGUGUUUCCUGAGGGGAGGACACAGAGGGGCUGCUUAGGCUGGGGGCACUUGUCACUUGCUCUGCUGUGUGGCCCUGGGCCUGGCCUCCCUCUGGUGUGUAGGGGUAUCAUGGGAGGGCCAUGUCAGGCCAUGAGGCUGCCCGGCAGCUGUCCCUGGUGCGGCCUGGGUGUCUGCCCAGACAGCCACAGCUGUUGGGAGCCUCAGUUUCCCCUGUGCUGGGGAGGGAGCCCCGGCAGCUCCCGUGUGGGCAUGGGGCUGGCCCUCGAGUAUGCCUGACGACAGUAAACAUGCUCUUCCCACCAUGCUGCCUCGUCCCUCUGCUGCUGAGAAGCCCCCAGCUGCAGUCCAGGCCAGCCCUCCUGCACCUGGUCCCCCUGGCCCUGCCUGUUCCUCUCCUUGACCUAGAGGGGCGCCACAGGGGCCUCAGCCUCCGUACCACGGCCUGGGACUCCGUGGACAAAGGGCAAGUGUGUGGCCACCCCAUCCGGCUAUAUGAAGGGCCACUUGUCCAGGGGGUGAGGCAUCCAAGGGUGCUGGGCCUUCCUCCACAGCCCUGGCACUCCAGGUCUUCCUGUGUCCCCUGAGAGUCCCUUAGGGUCCCUACAACGACUAGCCCUGCUCCAGGGGCUUGUUUCCUCCUAGGACCUGGCCUGACCUCUAACCUCAUGCUUAGCCCAGGGACAGAGGAGGGUCCCCAGGCCAGGCUCGACAUGAAAAUGGUGACACCAAUACCAGGAGCUCCUGGUGGGUCAGGGCUGUGCCCAGGGCACCGUAAACCGGGUGGCCACAUGUCCCUGCGUCAGUGGGCUCCCCCCAAGCCUGCCCUGCUUUGGCCGCUUGGCCUUAAGGGAAGGCCUUUGGGUUGUUUGACAGGUGAGGACCAGAUGUUUCUUUGGGGCCCAGCUCUCCCUGGUUUUCAGAACACACGCCUUGGAGACUACAGGGCCCAGGUUGUGCCCAUUUUCCAGAUGGGGCUGAGGCUGGCCACACAGGUGGGCUGUGCUGCCGGGCCCCACACGUGGGCCCCCAUGGCUUUCCAAGCCCUCCAGGCCCAGCUCGCCUCACCCAACUCCAUGAGCCAGAUGCGAACUCUGUGUCCUUCAAGACCCCACUCAAAUGUCCCUUCCUCAGCAUGCUUUCCCAGACCUCAUUGCCCGGGUAGGAGCAUCUCCACUCCUACAUGGCCUGGAAGCCCCGCAGCAGAGCAGUGGACGCCAGGCAGUGCCCCAGUUCUGCAGAUGGGGGGCUGACUCGCGGAGCAGCAGGGCUGGGGCCAAUCAGCAGGUCGGUGGUGGUCACCUUGAGUCAGUAGCAUGGGGCAGAGAUUCACCGGGAAACCCCUGCCCCACGUCACUGGCCUCUGGCCCUGUUUUUCCUUGGGCAGGGGCACAGCUGACUCCCUGCAAGGCCCUGGUUUUCCUGCUGCAAGGUCCCAGGCCUGACUACAGCCACCUCCCCCAGAAGCUCCCCAGGCUUGCUCCCUUCCUCCCCCACCCCUGUGAGCUGCUUCUGGGCCUCACCCUCUCCUGCCUCUGAGGGCCCCAGCCCCCCAGCCAGUAGCACCUGGAGGGCAGGGGUUCUGGGUGGGUGGUAUUAGGGAGGGCUGCCAGGGCAUUCAGCCCAUUGUACAGGUGGGGAAACUGAGGCCUGAAGGCAAUGAGGCUUGCUGGGACAGCAGCCAUAAAUGUCCCCCAGACUGACCGCAGAGGCCAGAGGGGGAGGUUUACUGGUGCAGUUGUGGAAGGCUCCUCAGGGGACACUCGUGCAGGGUGGGGGUAGAGAAGCGUGAGCAACCGUGCGAGCGGGAAAGGACGGCCCGAGAGAAUGGGGUGGAAGGCUCCACAGAGGCAGAGGGCGCCUGUGUUCGCAAGGCUGGGACCCUGUGUCCCACUGCCCAGCCUGAGGGUGUCCCCAGGGAGGGGUCUUGCUCCAAGUCCCGGCUGUGAUGCCCUCGAAGGGAGUGUGUGCAGGGGGCUGGCUGACUGAUCCCUGGACUCCACGUUCGCCCCCUGCAAGGUGGAGGCGUCACACAGCAGAAGGGGCCUGAGCACCUACUGUGUGCGGACCCCACUCCUGGGUGACCCAUUCAGGCAGCCCAAGCCUGCCCUUGGGGCUCCUAGGGGCCAGGCACAGAUGUGGGCGCAGUGCGGAUGAGGUGUGGACAGCCAGAGGGACGGGUCGGACCCCUGUGCUGCCGGCCGGCGGGGUUGGGGGCCUUUCUGCCCCUGCGGGCGCUGCGCUCCGCUCAUUUCCCAGACAUUGGAGCAGAGCUGCUGGAGAGACCGGCUCAGAACCGGGGUCUGUUGGCCCUGGCUGGCUGCGGAGUGGGGGGGUCUCUGCGCAGGGGGUCAGUGGUCGCGGGAAGUGGGGCUGUGGGGCCGGCCUGCUGCUCCUGCCUGGAGGGUGGCCUCGCCCGCCCAGCGUGCCCUCCACAUGUCGAGUCUCUGCCCAGGGGAGCCCGUGUGGCCCAGCCUGGCGCCCGAGACAAGGGCGUUUCAAAGUCAGGCUGCCUCGGCGGCGAUGGCGGUGGCGGGAGGGAAUAACGCGGCUCCCACCAGGCUGAGAAUAGCUCAGAAUUGGGUCAUGCUCGCCGCGCGCCGCGGUCACAGCCUCCAGCCUUUGACAAUAAUCAGCUUUCUCCCCGACAUCUGUCCCUGCAGAGAGGGGCUGGCCGGCCCGGGUUUUUGCAGGGAGCAAAGUCCCCCUGGGCUGGGGGAGGGGCAUCCUUCCCCCACCCCUGCACUGGCGCCUGCACCCUCUCCUGGCUUCCGUUGCUCCCCCUGCUCCGUGCCAGUGCCAGGCCACCUCCUUCCUGCUGCCCAACCCCUCCUCCCCGGGCCCUGCCAGCCUCCUGCCCCUGGCAGGUGGGGACAAGGCGAGGCUCGGGUCAGCUGGGGGCGGUGGGCUGGGCGCUCUGGCCAGUCCUGCCCUCUUCUCGUGAGAGUCGGUGUCCCACACACUGCCCAGAGUGACCUCUUCUGACCCCUCCAGCCCCUCCUGGGCUCUUCUUCCAUUUAACACAGACAAAGGGGCACUGGGGGGUGGGCCGCCCCCUUUCACCAAGGACUCGAGGGCCCAUGUCUCUCCGGACCUAGAGCUUAAGCCUGUUCCUUGUUUCCCACCCAGUUUUUCCUGAGUCCUGCCCUCCUCCUCCCAGAGUAGCUUUGAGAGGACAGAGGAGGUGAGUGAUGUCACAGGCCCUUGGAACCCACAUCCAUGUUGCCACCUGGGUACACUGCCACCGGGUGGUGCAUUAGAUGCCAAACCCAUCCAGGUAACAGCAUAGCAGGUGUUUCCUGCACAGGGGGCCUGGCGUGCCUGUUUCGUGCCAGGCAUACUGUGUUUGGUUCUUAAUCUUUACAGACCCACAAGGCAUUUCUGUUCCAGGUGACACCAUUUCUAAGCUUUAGCCACGGGUAUGUUCUUGAAAUGCCCAUGAAGUUGAGGUUCUCAGAACGUCCCUGGACUGGCUGCUCAGCGUCACCCAGGAGCGCAGUGGACAUGCAGAUUCUUGGCCUCACCCCAGACCUACUGAGGCAGGAACUGUGGGGCAGGCCCGGCCAUCCAUCUUCAACAGACCCGCCAGGAGUUCAGACGCUCAUGUUGGAGAAUCCCUGCUGGAGGAACCUGGAAUCUCUCAAACUUCUUUGCUUUCUUUUAAAAACAAACAGACUUUGCUAACUUAUGCAGCAACUCUGUGGAAGCCUCCUGCACUCUGCGCAGCUUCUCAAGCCGAGCUGUCCAUUAGAGCUUCAUCUCGCCUUGGUUUGGCUGGAAUGUUUGCUCAGUCCCCACAUCCUUCCUGUGAGUCACUGUCUCUCCUGGGGCUUCCAGAGAGAGACACGGGACAGCAGUGGAGCACUGUGUGCAGACCUUGUUGAGUCCUGAUUUGCACAGACCAAAUGGUUUAUUUUACAAAAUGGGACAAUUGGGAAAUUUGAA